AUGUACACGAUGCCAGCUGCCCCCUAUGCAGUCCUCUUGGGGACUUGCUGCGUCCUUUAUUUCCUGGUCUAUCCAGUCGUGGUCUACUUCAGAGAUCCUAAAGGACUUCGAAAGUUUCCGACCAUGACUCCGUUGUCUAGCAUCUCAUCUAUCCCGUUCAUGGUAUUGGCACACACGGGUGCUCGAUCAUCUCGCUUGGUCGAACUCCAUAGGAAACAUCCCGUCAUUCGGACUGGGCCGACUACAUUGUCUUACUCGGACCCUCGAGCCAUCAAGGACAUCUACGGGCACAACACAAAGUGCACAAAGGAUGGCUCCUACAUCAUUACCGCUGGCUCCCACUUCCACCUUGCCGACGUCAUCGAUAAACCAGAACAUGCAAGGAAACGCAAGGUUCUCUCAUCGGCCUACGCCUUGAAGAACUUGGAAGGCUGGGAACACAAGGUGGCGGACAAGACAGCCCGGAUGAUCGCACACUUCGACAGGUGCUGCACAGCUCCUCUGAAACCCGCACGACAACCCGAGGCCCAUGAGUUGAAUGUGGAUUACCGAGAGUGGACCAACUACUUUACAUUGGAUGCCAUUGCCGAUAUUGGCUUGUCGGAGAAACUGGGAUUCCUCGACAGGGGACACGACCGUAUCACAGGCCGCAGAACCGACGGCACCAAAUAUGAAUGCAAUUUUCGGGAGUGCCUCUACCAGAAUGCUCGGAAACAAUCAUUACUGGUAUGGCCAUACAAGUGGUAUCCUCUGAUCAACAAGCUGUCCAACGCCAUCCCAUUCUAUGGACGGAUGGGAAAGCUUGGUAGGGACUGGGAUGGCAUUCCUCUCGAGCUUGCCCAUCGCCGGUUGGACAGAUAUCGUCGGGGCGAGAAAUUGGACGACUUCUUCCAGGCGCUUAUGGAGGACAAAAACGGUCACCCUAACAAUCUCGAAUGGGGCGAAAUUGUGGCUGAAGUGAGCAUUAUGAUGAACGCAGGCAGUGCCACAACUGCAAUUGCCAUGGCAAAUGUCCUGUACCAACUACUCAAGAAUCCUGAAGCGAUGAAAAAGCUCGUCGAAGAGCUUGAGGCUGCACUAGAGGAUGAGGGAAUGCAGGCCGUGGUCCCCUACGAUCGGGUCAAGCAUUUGCCAUACCUGAGGGCUUGUUUGGACGAGUCUCUACGAUUGUUUCCACCAACUCCCCACGCGCUUCCCCGUGAGACUCCUCCCGAGGGUCUGAGUAUCCUGGACGACUAUAUUCCUGGGGGUGUUUCGGUGGGCAUGUCGGCUCUGGUCGCUCACAGAAACGAAGACUGGUUCCCUCAGGCUGACAAGUAUAUCCCCGAAAGGUGGCUCGGUGAAGAAGGCAAGAACCUUCAACCCUAUUUCCUUGCCUUUUCUGCCGGCGCUCGAGGAUGUAUCGGUCGCAACAUUUCUUACUUGGAACAAACCGUGGUGCUGGCUUCUAUGCUCCGGAGAUACGAGUUUGCCCUACCUCAUCCAAAUUGGGAGAUCGAGAGGUUGGAGACCAUGAACUGGCUACUGGGAGAGAUGCCGGUCAAGGUUUGGAGGAGAGUGCCGACAUCUGCUUGA
This is a messenger RNA of Fonsecaea multimorphosa CBS 102226, 1575 nucleotides long. RefSeq lists its product as uncharacterized. The record is from RefSeq and is a predicted model, not a curated record. Gene Ontology annotation, molecular function: heme binding; monooxygenase activity; oxidoreductase activity, acting on paired donors, with incorporation or reduction of molecular oxygen. NCBI's taxonomy places the organism in Eukaryota, Fungi, Ascomycota, Eurotiomycetes, Chaetothyriales, Herpotrichiellaceae. The transcript is spliced from 2 exons. Bases 1 to 1575 code for a protein of 524 amino acids.